GGGAGCUCGACUUCCCCUCCAAUCACGAGCUUGGACGUUCAUCGAAAGACAUCGAAGGCCUAGAGCUUUCCACGAGGCUCGCGCGUGUGCAGGCCUCUGGGAACUGAAAUACUUCAAACGGACCAUAUAUUCUGACUUCCCUACACAUAAGAUCGGAUCUAAGCUCAAGCUGAAAAUACAUACUUCAAGUGAUUGAAGAUACAGUCGACGUUUCGUGUUCUUCAGGUCCCCUGGAAGCAACAGUUCCCAGCAUGUCGACCGCAGAAGAGCUCAAAGCUCUCGGCAACAAGGCCAUCGCGGCCAAGAACUUCGACGAAGCCAUUGACAAGUUCACCCAGGCCAUCGCACUCGACCCCAGCAACCACAUCCUCUACAGCAACCGGUCAGCCGCAUAUGCAUCGAAGAAAGAGUGGGACAGCGCCUUGAAAGAUGCCGAGAAGACUACCGAGUUGAAGCCGGACUGGCCCAAGGGCUGGGGGCGGAAAGGUAGUGCGCUGUAUGGGAAGGGCGAUCUGCUGGCCGCACACGAUGCCUACGAACAAGGAUUGAAGCUCGACCCCAACAAUGCCGGCAUGAAGAAUGACCUUGCGUCCGUGAAGAGAGCCAUGGAGCAAGAAGCCGGAGGAGCCGGCCUUGACCCAACUGGUGGUAUUGGCAAGAUGUUCAGCGACCCGAACCUUAUCCAGAAGCUGGCCAGCAACCCGAAGACCAGCUCGCUGCUUGCUGAUCCAAGCUUCAUGGCAAAGCUGCAGGCGAUCAAGCAAAACCCCAACAACAUGCAAGACCUGUUCAGUGAUCCCCGGAUGAUCCAGGUGCUCGGGGUGCUGAUGGGUGUUGACAUGGAGCUGCGCGAUACUCCCGACGACGGCCCCGGUGCCUCUGGCUCGCGGGUCGAGGCUGAGGAGGAUAUCAAGAUGACAGAUGCCCCGCCGAAGAAGCCAGAACCGGCAAAGAAGGCCCCGGAGCCUGAACCGGAGCCGGAGAAUUUGGACGAGGAGGCUCUCGAGAAGAAGAAGGCGAAGGAGGCAGCCGACAAGGAGAAGCAGCUCGGCACCGAGAACUACAAGAAGCGGAACUUCGACGAGGCGAUCAAGCACUACCAGGCGGCCUGGGAUCUGCACAAGGACAUCACCUACCUGAACAACCUAGGCGCGGCCUACUUUGAGAAGGGGGACUUCCAGGCCUGCAUCGACACCUGCACGAAAGCGGUCGAGGAGGGACGCAGUCUGUACGCCGACUUCAAGCUCAUCGCCAAGGCCUACGCCCGCAUCGGCACGGCGUACGAGAAGCAAGGGGACCUCUCCCAGGCCAUUGACUUCUACAACAUGUCGCUGCGUGAGCACCGCACGCCCGAGGUGCUGACCAAGCUUCGUGCCGCCGAACGGAACAAGAUUGAAGCUGCCCGCAAGGCCUACAUCGACCCGGCGAAGGCUGAGGAGGCUCGCGAGGAGGGCAACAAGAAGUUCAAGGAGUCAGACUGGCCGGGCGCCGUGGCGGCUUACUCGGAGAUGAUCAAGCGAGCGCCCGACGACCCGCGUGGUUACAGCAACCGCGCAGCGGCCUUUAUGAAGCUGCUUGAGUACCCAAGUGCUUUGGACGAUUGUGACAUGGCUAUUAAGAAGGACCCCAAGUUCAUCCGUGCCUACAUCCGCAAGGCUCAGGCAUACUUCGGCAUGCGCGAGUACAGCAAGUGCGUGGACGCCUGCACUGAUGCGGCGAAUGUGGACGUUGAGCACCACAAUGGCCUGAAUGCCAAGGAGAUCGAGCAACAGCAGCAGAAGGCCUUUGCCGCCAUGUAUGCCUCACGCGAGAACGAGACAGAGGAGCAGACUCGCGAGCGGCUGAUGCGGGAUCCUGACAUCAUGGGCAUCAUGCAAGACCCGGUCAUGCAGGCUAUCCUGCAGCAGGCGCAAUCUGACCCUGCCGCGCUGGCAGAGCACAUGAAGAACCCUACCGUCCGCACUAAGAUUCAGAAGUUGAUUGCUGCCGGCGUUAUCCGUGUGGGAAGGUAAAAAGGAGGUAUCAUGGCUUCGGGAGAUGGAGUUAGGGUCAUAAGGGCGUUACGGGAGGGGGCCCAAGAGGCCCGAGA
Chaetomium strumarium is the source of this 2089-nucleotide messenger RNA. RefSeq lists its product as uncharacterized. Gene Ontology annotation, molecular function: Hsp90 protein binding. The coding region runs from base 252 to 2012 and encodes 586 amino acids. NCBI's taxonomy places the organism in Eukaryota, Fungi, Ascomycota, Sordariomycetes, Sordariales, Chaetomiaceae. The record is from RefSeq and is a predicted model, not a curated record. The transcript has 4 exons.